Molecule: messenger RNA, 2612 nt
Organism: Doryrhamphus excisus (bluestripe pipefish)
Lineage: Eukaryota; Metazoa; Chordata; Actinopteri; Syngnathiformes; Syngnathidae
Source: RefSeq, a predicted model, not a curated record
CAAGACGGAAACGUGAGCAUCAAAGGUGAGCUUUACUUCCUCGACUCGGUAGCUCCACAAACAAGAAUGACUAACCUGACGGGUCCUCAAGCUGCGGCAGCGAGGAGGCCACGUGUGAAGACGGCGUGCCCGCAGGAGCCAGAGAAGCCCGGGACCAUGGUGGACUGUCUGAAACCGUCGUGGGUGCGACGAGGCCUCACCUUCAUCACGGGCCUGGUGGAGUGUCUGUGUUUUGCAGGAAUCAUAUUUGGGUGGGCUUCGCUCGUUUUCGUACUCAAGAGCGAAGGCUACUUCGGCUCCCUGUGCGUCAACGCCACAGGAACCAAUGGCUCGCAGGUCUUAGAUUGCAGCGGACAGGAUGAACAGUUCUCUCUGGUCUUCACCAUCGCAUCCUUCAUGAAUAACUUCCUCACCCUCGCCAGUGGCUUCAUCUUCGACCACUUGGGCACCUCCGUGGCUCGCUUCCUGGGAAUAGGCGUUCACACCAUGGGUACCUUGAUGGUGGCGUUCUCCAGCUCAGCUCUACCCGGCCUGCUGUUCCCAGCAAUGUCCUUCAUAGCCGUGGGUGGGAUCAUGCUGCUCAUGACCAACAUGCAGGUGGGUAAUCUUUUCGGCGCCCAGCGUUCCACCGUCAUCACGCUUUACAACGGGGCCUUUGACUCUUCCUCAGCGCUCUUCUUAAUCAUCAAGGUGAGUCUGGAACAGUCGGGAGUUCUCAAUCAUCCGUCUUUGACUUCUCAUGAUGAUCUUCCUGUUGUCAUGCAGUUGCUGUACGAGUCUGGGACUUGUUUCCACACCGCUUUCUUCUUCCUGUCUGCCUGCAGCGUCCUUCAUGUGCUCAGGACCAUCUUCUUGUUCCCUAGGAAAUUUAUACCGUACCCGCUGCCUGAUGACUACACAUACGGGCUAUCCUGCAGCAAGCUAAGGCCCUCCAAAGAGUCAAAUGUGACUUUUGAGGCACCAGCAGAGGAAGAGCAAAUGUCAAGCCAUGCACCUGUAGAACAAGAGAAAAGCUUCCGUGAGUGCAUUCUGUCCAGACUAUACUUGUGGCAUGUACUUUGGUUGGCCGUGAUCCAGCUGAGACAUUAUCUGUUCAUCGGCACCCUGAACCCCACGCUGGAGAAGCUCAGUGAUGGAGAGCCUUCACUCGUGAGCCAGUACCUCAACGCCUUUGCUUUCACCCAACUGUGUGGGGUGCUGUGUGCGCCGUGGAAUGGCCUCAUCAUGGACAGACACAAGCGCAAACCCCGGGUGGAAGGAAUGAGUGAGCAGGAAGCAGAUCUGAAUUCCACGGUUCUAUCGCUCUUCCUGACGUCGGCCAUGGCGUUGGUGUUCUCCCUUUGUGCCGCCGUGCCGCUCUUGUCCCUUCAGUAUUUCACCUUCAUUGUGCAAGUACUCAAUCGCUCCUUCCUGUACGGUGGAAACGCAGCGUUCCUCAGUGUGGCUUUCCCAUCACGUCACUUUGGCAAGCUGUACGGCCUCGUCAUGGCUGUUUCCGCAAUCGCCUCUCUACUGCAGUACGCCUGCUUCGCCUUUGUUAAGUCCUUCCUGCACGGAGAUCCUUUCUAUGUGAACGUGGCUCUGGCGGUGCUGGUGCUGCUGGCCUUCAUCCACCCUCUGUCUGUCUUCCUGCACUGUCGAAGGCUCGCGUCUGAGCGAGCUAAGAACCGACUUAAAUAGCCAUCCAAUGAUGACCAAUGACAACAUACUCUGUCAGCGGUGAUGCUGACACACACACUGUUACAUUAGUACUGGUGAUGCUUACUAUUAUAGUAUAUACAGGUGUGCAUGUCUAGUACAUGUGCUAUUUUUAUACUACUACUACUACUAUACACACAUCUUUUACAAGCGAAACAUCAACAAUGCAAGGCAAAGCAAUUAGGAAGCGUAUUAUGCGUCUCCAAUGUUAGCACAGAUGUUCUUGUAUCGCUGAGUCAUGUUUGUCUUUAUGAAAAAGUAUUAUGGACAGCGAGUGGCCACAAAAUGUCCACUCAAAAGCGUGAGUGCUUUUGUACAGGCGAUACCACGGGAACAAAGAUCCUGUUCACACGCUGGCAAGACUGGUUGCCGGUGCAGCGUCGGCAUCCACACGUCAACUGCUGCACCUUCAACACAGCAAUUCAAUGUCAACUGGGACGACUCAGCGCUGCCACCUAGUGGCCUGGCGAGGAACGUGGAAAGUGGCAAGUCCGCAUCAAGGGCUGAAAUGAAUUUUGUAUUACUUUGUUGAAAAAAAAAAACAAAGGUAUUUUGAUGACAUUUAAAGGAGUGUAAGGGAAAAAUUAUUGCAAAUGUUUCUACAUUUCAUUAUUAAUGAUAUUGAACUGUAUAUAUGAAAUUCACUUAUCACAAUCAAUUAAUGGCUAGAAUCAAUUAACCAAGAUAAAUGAGGAAUUUAGUUGAUUCGGGUUAUUAUUCAAGUUUUAUGAAGAUACACUCUGACAGUCUGAGCCAAAAUAAGUCAAAAAUAACUGCCAACUCCCACAACAAAGCCACCCCCCUGCCCCCCGCCGUGCCACUGCUCCCAGUCUAUCACAUUAAGCAUGAGAGUGUUGAUGUGUCGGCCAUGAUGCCAACAAGUGCAUGUCGAUCACCAUAUGCAUAUGCUGAAG